Messenger RNA from Clunio marinus, 408 nucleotides. Lineage: Eukaryota; Metazoa; Arthropoda; Insecta; Diptera; Chironomidae. The record is from the annotation of a GenBank genome assembly.
AUGCAGUUUAAGACUUUACCAUUAUUUCUUUGUGGUGAGAUAUUUUUGAAAUUUCUUGAAGCGAACUUGCAAAGUUUUCACUUAAGUGAAUUGCGCGAUAGUAGAAAUUUUAUAUUUGUAAACAUCACAAGAGAUUUCAAGAAUGCUCAAAAAGAUCAUGAACCGAUUUUAUUUUUUAAACAUUCAAUUGCAUACCAGAAAACGAUGUUUAUAACAUGGAGCACUAGUGCCACUUAUGCAAAUUUAAUUGCAAAACUAAAAGAAAAGGAAACAAUAAGAGAAUUGGUCGAUAGGACGAUAUCUGAUUAUGGGAUUUAUUGCGCGAUGUUGAACUGGCAACAAAUUCCAACUCCUCGACACGGGGAUCCAAUGGGUUGCGUUGUGUGUAGAAUUGAAAUAUAUCACUAA